CACCGAAGUUGUCUGUUCUCUUUUAAACUCGAAGUCAUUACACAACUUGCACCACGAUGGUGCGUGCAUUGAAGCCGGUACGAUCUGUGAAAGCAGCCAAGGAAGCCAGAGCUGCUCUUCGAGUUAUACGUCGUGUGGCUAUUCGUACACGGGCUACACAACCACACGAACCAACUCAACACUCGGAAACCCUCGACGGGUUAGAAGCUGAGCACAUAAAGACACGGUUAACACGUGGUGAAGAAACCAAGAGGAGGAACGAAGAGUCUCAGAAUCUCCCACAAAGCAAGCGUCGGAAGCGGAAAGACAGCCAUGCUGAUGCUAAUGAGGCUGCCAGCUUUGAAUUUGACAAGCAAGAUUUCUUCGAUGCCAUCGACGCGCCAUUGUUUCGGGUGUGCGGAAGCUGUGGUGAACUCGGCAAUGCAAACAACUCAAAGUUGAAACUAUACGAUCCGAAAUCUAUUUUUUUUUUCUCCUCUGUGUAAUGCCGAUGGAGAGUGCGAAAUCAUUCCUGAAGGCCUUGUAAGCGAUGACUGUAAUGAAAGUGUUCGUGAAGGGCUUGUAGCUAGUGAAGACAAGACAAUGAUAUGGCUAUGUGACAGAUGUAACAGAUCUCUGUUGGCACGGAAAACACCCAAAUUUUGCCGAAGUAGUGGCUUUAGAAUAAGAGCUGUUCCAACUGAACUGGCUGAAUUGAAUCGAAUGGAGUCAAGGCUAAUUGGCCUUGGCAUUUCUUUCA
Messenger RNA from Phytophthora nicotianae INRA-310, 739 nucleotides. RefSeq lists its product as hypothetical. Bases 57 to 485 code for a protein of 142 amino acids. The record is from RefSeq and is a predicted model, not a curated record. The transcript has 2 exons. NCBI's taxonomy places the organism in Eukaryota, Oomycota, Peronosporomycetes, Peronosporales, Peronosporaceae.